Messenger RNA from Culex quinquefasciatus (southern house mosquito), 2563 nucleotides. Its product is annotated as protein toll. Gene Ontology annotation, molecular function: transmembrane signaling receptor activity. The coding region runs from base 1232 to 2515 and encodes 427 amino acids. Gene Ontology annotation, biological process: toll-like receptor signaling pathway; immune response. The record is from RefSeq and is a predicted model, not a curated record. Gene Ontology annotation, cellular component: membrane. The transcript has a single exon. NCBI's taxonomy places the organism in Eukaryota, Metazoa, Arthropoda, Insecta, Diptera, Culicidae.
AGAUUUUUUGAAAACUAAUGAUUGCAAAACAACUGAAGAACUAGUGUAAAAUGCAUUUUAAAACAAUUUUUUCAUUAAAAUGUGAAGACUAUGGCUAUGACCGUACUUUUUGGAGCUGAACUGUACGAGCUGGGGCUGAACCGUACGUCAAAAAAAAUCGCCACGUGCUUGGAGAUUUCAACCAAUCAGAAGGUAGUCCGAAAAUAUGCACGUAUGAUAGGAGCAAUAUUCCCAAAAUAGGGGCAAAAAGUGUUUUAAUUGUUCGUGCUUUUACAGCGAUAUAAGGUAUUUUUUAUCAAAAUGUUGAUAAUGUACGAGCUAAAGCAUUAAAAAAACAACUUAUUCAUGUAUAACUUGAGAAUGCAUCAAAUUAAAAAUGCGAUCUGCUUAGUAGGCCCAAAAUAUCUUAUUGAAAACGGUAAAUUUGUUAGAAUCACAGUGAUUAUCGAAGUUUUUAAAAUAACGAUUUCGUCGAAACUAUUUUCAAAAACACAAUUUAAAAAAUACAUUUAAAAAAUCGUGGUUUUGUGGCAAUACAUGUUUACAAAAUAUCUAUAAUUUUUGAACAAUAAAUUCAAAUUCCAGCCAUGUCACCCCGUUUUUUUGAAAUUAAUAUUUUUUUAAUGCAAAAAUUAAACGAAUAACAUUUUGUUAAAAUCAUACAAUAUAAAUCAAUUAGGGCAUUAAACAAUUUUACAAAUAUUCGUCCAUGUGAUUACUUGGGAUAACGAUGUUCUAAUUUUAAGUGGUCAGACCUACGACGUUAAUUUAAGCGCUAUGAUGUUUCGUUGCCUCAACAAUCAAGUAUAAUUGCCUCAACAAUCAAGCCUUCGGACUCGCGGAUUUGGAACACCCUAAUCUACAGCCCCCAAUGCUGAGAAAUUUUGCUUCCUCCGAACCCUCUGCCAUGGGACAUCUGGUACCAAAAAUGCCACGAACAUUAAUUUCCGUGGUAAUGGCGCCACAAUUCGCUCAACAUCCAAACUGUACUGACAAAAGAAGAACAAAACUCACACUUACCGAGACAUUCCACCUGUUAUCAGUGAUUCAGAAAACCCACAUCAAUCAAAUUACUAUAAACAAAUCGCGAAGCACGUACCGGCACUUCGGGAUGCAUCACCCGUGCAGCACGUUUCGAGAACUCAGUGCAUCGACAGCCACAGCAUCGCGAUAACCUUCCGUGUCAAUUCCGGCGUCGUCGGUUAGAGUGAUUCAUCCCGUGCGCGCGAGAAUGAAGCUGUUCUGGUCGAUUGUUUUGUUUUGGGUUGGAAUCUUCGUGAGUGGAGAGAGACUGAACGAAAAUGCUACCAACUACUGGAGUGAAUUGUGUCCGAAGGAGUGUCGCAGUUGCCGGAUUGAUCAAACCAGACGAAAUCUUACUAUAGAUUGCUCAAAUAGUUUACUUGAGGAAGUUCCGUUGAUUUCCAGAGAGAUAUCGCUCAACUCAUCAUCCGUUACGCUGGAUGUCCGUAACAACUCAAUACGGGUCAUUCCAGCAGUUGAAGAUAAUCUAGGAUUUGGACUGAUCAAUAAACUCUUACUCGAUGGUAAUGAGAUUGAUGCUUUGAAUGUUGCUAGUUUACAUGUAAAUUUGUCCUUCGUAUCCAUGACCUACAACAAGCUACACCAACUUGAAGAUACUUUCGUGGACCAUGCCCUCAAAACCAAAACUCUUCGUGAGAUUGUCCUGAUAAACAACUCUUGGCCUUGUGAAUGCCAUCUAGCAAAGCAGAUGGUUCGUCUGGGCACAAAGUUCAAGCAGUUCCGCGUCCCAACCUGCACCUCCGGUCAACGCCUCAUCGACCUCAACCGAUCGUGCAUAACCAAGGUCAUGUUCCUGAUGGUACUAGGAUCCGUCCUGUUCACCCUAACCAUCACCUUCUCCGCCCUGUACAUCCGGCACCGUCACUCCAUCAAAGUCCGGCUUUUCUCACUGCAAAUCUGCCUCGGAUUCGUUAGCCACGAGGAACCCGAUGCCGCCCUGCUUCCCUUCGACGCCUUCAUCUCCUACUCCCACCGGAACGACCAGUUUAUCGUCAACGAGCUCAUCCCAACGCUCGAGAAAGCCCCCCAUUCCUACAAGCUGUGCAGCAUCCUCACGCAAAACUUCAUCCCCGGCGAUCCAAUCCCAACCGAGCAGUUCGAGCAGGCCAUCCGAAGCUCGCGCCGCACCAUCAUCUACAUCACCAAGCAGUACCUCCAGUCCCAGUGGACGCUUACGAGCUUCCGGACAACGUUCGAGUCCGCCCUCACCCGGUCUCGCCUGAUCGUGAUCCUCGCCGAGGACGUGGAAAAGUUUGACGAACUGCGAACGUCACUGCGCAGCAAGACUCUGCUCGAGCGGGACGACCCGUUUCUGUGGCAAAAAUUGCUCUAUGCGAUGCCCCAUCGCAGUGCCGCGCUGAUGAGGAAGCACCGGCGGGAACAGAGCGAGAGAACGCGCAAACAGACGGAACUGCUGCGGGAGAAGAACCGGGCGAGGGAGGCGAAACGGUUGGCGGAUGUUGUGCUGUGAAAUUUUAGAGUUAAUAAGUCUUUGAAUAAGAUUUAAAUGUAUCCUAAA